Molecule: messenger RNA, 303 nt
Organism: Effrenium voratum
Lineage: Eukaryota; Dinophyceae; Suessiales; Symbiodiniaceae
Source: the annotation of a GenBank genome assembly
AUGGACUGCACCUAUUACGUUGAAGUUGAGGAGUGUGCGGAAUGCCAGACUUCAUCUCAUUCAACAAUGGAAGUUUGGUAUCCUUGGCGACUUUCACACGCCUUCGCUCAGGCCAUCUACGACCGGAUAGAUGCUGCAUGGCGUAGUCGACAGACACUUUUGCGGAGCACGAGUGAGGCUGAGGAAAGUGGCGCCUGGGCCUUAGAAUGGUUCGACGACUUCGAGGGUGACCACUUGGACACGUCCUCCUGGGAAGUCGUCACCAGCGCGUCGAACUUCUUCAUCCCAUUGCCUCGCGCUUGA